Messenger RNA from Trypanosoma cruzi, 1809 nucleotides. RefSeq lists its product as uncharacterized. The record is from RefSeq and is a predicted model, not a curated record. The transcript has a single exon. The coding region runs from base 1 to 1809 and encodes 602 amino acids. Lineage: Eukaryota; Euglenozoa; Kinetoplastea; Trypanosomatida; Trypanosomatidae.
AUGUCGGAACAACAACAGCCGAAGCAGCGCACCGCCGUUUCUGUGACUGCCGCCAGCAAGGCAGAGGUGACGGUGGAGGAAAACUUUGCCGCGAUGCGCCACGCCGCGAUGUCGAUGUUCAAGCAGCGCACAAAGGACCUCACAAUGGUGUCUGCACUGACCGCUGAGGCGGAAGUAGUGGAGAAGCUUAACUGCCAGGUGCAGUCGACCAUCAACAGUCUGCAGGAGCAGAAGGCAAUUCUGGAGGCGAGGAUUGAAGCGGAGGAGCGCCGCGUGAAGGAACGUGAGGAGCAGCUGCGAGGGGUCCACACAAUGCUCGCCCAAAUGAAGGAGGAUCAGGGCGUUUUCUCUGGCGUACGGCGUUCCUCUGAGAAGAUUGCCAUGACACUCCAUCAGUUUGUAACGCAGUACACAGCAAAGGGUGGUAACGUUGUGCAUCUUCUGGAACGGUGCCAUGAACGGACUCAUGGACGGGCACCGAAUGAGUGGCGGACGGCAACGAAUGACCUUCGAAGGCGUCAAUCUGUUCUGGAGGAGCAUAUCAAACACAUUGAGACACAUCAGACAAUUCCUUGCGGCUUUGCAGAUAUUUUGCUGGAGUGGUCUCGUGGGGUGUGGAGGCAGCAACACGAGUGUGCGACGGCACUACAUGUGUGUGAGCAGCUGCUCUCUCAUGAUGCCUUGGGCGCUAUUCGCGGACUACUACCGCCACCCACACUUGUUUACGGCCACGAUAGUUUGGAUGAGGAUUGUGACAUUUAUGCGGAUGCAUGCAUGCGUGAGACUGACAAUCUUGUCGGUGUGGGAAAGACCAUUGAGGGCGAAGGUGAAAAUGUGGGUCUUUGCUGCGCUGUUGUUCCAAGCGAGCGAGUGGAGAUGGCGCGGUCACGCUGGACAUCCGUUCAUCGCUUACGACUCUCCUUGCGAGAAGUUGUCGCGGCAUCAUGUGACCUUUCCAAAGAAUUGGAAGAGCAGCUCAUGUUGGUAAAGCUCCUCUCAGAUCGUGUUGUUGUCUUGGAUGCACAGAUUGAAGAUGCUCAGUCCAACCUGCAACAGGAUUCUAUCACAAUACAGAGAGAAAAGGAAAUGCAUGAAAAUUUGUUUUCCUCCUGGCAAAAGGCAUUACAAACGUCAAUUGUACACAUGCAGUGCGAGGCCACAUGCCGUUCUGCAGUGGAGAGCAAGGAGGCCGAUAUGGCGAGGCAAGAGGUUGAGCUGGAGGCCAAAACGGCGGAGAUGGAGGCGCAGUGGACGACUCUUCACACGCAAGCGAUGCAACUUUACACCACGCUUUUGGUUGAGGAGCAGCAAAGAGCGGAAGCCCUGUGCCACCUAACCUCCGCCACGGAUGAGCAAAGAACACAAGAAACGCGACUAGUUGCUCUUCACGAGGUCUGUGAGAAGUUCGAGGGUGCGGUGCGGCAGGAGUGUGACGAGAUGGAUCGGUGUGCCCUCGCCAUUUUGAAUCAUGCCUCCCAUGGGAUGGGGGCGGGGGCGGCAGGACAGGACAACGGGAGGGACGAAAACAACGAGGCGGUGGAGGAGGAAGAUUCCACUCGAGCCUCUGCAAUAAACGACUUUCUUGAGCAACUCUUGCAGUGCCAAAGGGAGGAGGAGAAGGAGGAGGCGCAGCGGGAGAGCGUUGCGUUGAGUUCUUUGAUGGCAUCAACGGGACUGGACGCGGAAUUGUUGCAGCGCGCAGCCGAUUCACUUGCCAGCCUCCAGCAGGGGGUGGAUCGUGAAAUGGGGAUCCACCUCCAGUGGAGACAAGAGACAGAAAAAGAGCUGCUCGCCUUGGCAGUCGAGUGA